Molecule: messenger RNA, 5185 nt
Organism: Solea solea (common sole)
Lineage: Eukaryota; Metazoa; Chordata; Actinopteri; Pleuronectiformes; Soleidae
Product: pleckstrin homology domain-containing family A member 5-like
Exons: 27
Coding region: 460-3999 (1179 amino acids)
Cellular component (GO): cytosol
Molecular function (GO): phosphatidylinositol-5-phosphate binding; phosphatidylinositol-3-phosphate binding; protein binding
Source: RefSeq, a predicted model, not a curated record
GGAACAGUGAAGGCGCCACUGGCCACCUUGCCUUCCUUACAUCCGGACCGUGACAUCAUCGCCUCUCGGGUUUCACGGUGUCUCUUCUACUCCAGGCGCACGCGGCACAGCAGCAGUCAGCGCGAGCUCAAACAGCAGCAGCAGCAGCAGCCACAGCAGCCGGAGCUGAACGGAGCGCGCUGUGUCGCAAAGUAUCAACAAACUCUCGCGUCGAUACAGCCGAAGCUUUCCUUUGGAUAAAACCCUCACUUGUUUCACCGCGCGCUUUUCCAUCUUUCAUUUGUGUGAAACUGACUCCUGGACGUUUGUGGAAGCUGCUCAUCUCACAAUGAGCGGAAGGUGACCUGCAAGCAUCCUGUCUCUGGAUUACCAUCACAAGACAACUGUAUCUUUGUCGUCAACGAACAAUCUGCCUCCAAAGUGCCAGCGAAUGAGAAGAAGGAUCCAGCACUAAACAUCAUGAACGAGGCCACUAACUCCACAGGCGACUCCGACUACGCCGCAAACCCCAGCAGCCCAGCGGGAAGACCCUCAAGGCCUUCCAAAAAGAUUCAUAAUUUUGGGAAGAGAUCCAACUCAAUCAGGAGGAAUCCCGGCGCUCCAGUGGUGAAGAAAAACUGGCUUUACAAACAGGACAGUACAGGGAUGAAGCUGUGGAAAAAGAGGUGGUUCGUGUUGUCCGACAUGUGUCUCUUCUACUACAGAGAUGAAAAAGAGGAGGGGAUACUUGGCAGCAUCCUCCUACCAAGCUUUCAUGUAUCCAUGCUGUCGGUGGACGAUCACAUUAACAGAAAAUAUGCCUUCAAGGCAACACAUCCCAACAUGCGGACAUACUAUUUUUGCACUGACACGGCCAUGGAAAUGGAGUCAUGGAUGAAGGUGAUGACCGACGCGGCACUCGUGCAUUCAGACCCAGUCAAAAGAUUGAACCAACUAAAAGUGGAGCAGUGUGGACCACAAGAAAUCAACCACGUGACGAACCACAGGCCACCACUCACACAGCCCGAAAUCCAGAACAAUGAACGCAACCGCGAGGUCAACCUCGAGUGCACCGCGGCCAUCGCAGCCGCCACCGUGGAAGAGGAGAGGAAGCAGAGAGAUGCUGAGCGGUACGGGUUCCAAACGGACGGGGCAGAGUGUGAACGUCCACUCACCAAGAUAAACAGUAUCAAACUGCAGCCAGCACAGGCAGCAGCUGUUCAGGCCAACAUCGCUGCACCACAGAGUCCAGCUAAUGUGGACGGGUCCCACCGUAGCCCCCAGGUCAAUGGAUCCGGUGAACAGCAUCCAAGUGACGGAGCCAGUGUCCCUCUGCGGCGAAGUCCCACCCACGAGCCAGACCGCACACUGAGUAGGACCAGCUCUAUGCAGCAACUGGAGCAGUGGGUUCGCUCACAAAAAGGACGCAACCAGGACGAUGACACCAGGAGUAUCACAUCAUACCAGACACUGCCUAGAAACAUGCCAAGCCAUCGGGUACCCUACAUGCCUAAUUAUGGAGAUGGCUACCGCAGUAUGCCCAGGAACAGCAUGGCACAGCGGGACAGCAUCUGUAGUAUGUCGCCAUCAUUGUACGACCAGAUCUUGGGUCCCUUGCCAUCGGACAACCGCCGCCCCAUGCGCGAUGACACCAUGUGGCAGUUGUACGAGUGGCGGCAGAGGCAGGCGUACACCAGGCCGCCAGGGCUGUACAGCAACAUGGCUAGUCCCAAAACCAUGAUCAACCUGUCGGAGCAUGCCGCACCGAGCCACUCCAUCCCCCCUUCACCCUCCCAUGGCUCCUUAUCCAUGCACGGUGGCUACUCUCCAAUGAGGUCUUACAACACGAACAGUGGUCACUCUGAGGUCUCCUCCCCCAUGUACAGAAGAGACCUGAGCAUUGACAGACGGCAACGGCCUCCACUCAGCAAGUAUGUGUACCCACCUGAUAGGAGGUCCAUGCCUGUAGGGAUCCCAGUCCAGACCAUCACUGCCCAGUCUCUCCAAGGCAAAACACCCGAGGAACUGACUCUGCUUCUGAUAAAGCUGCGGCGGCAGCAAGCAGAGCUAAACAGUAUCCGGGAGCACACUGUAGCACAGCUUAUGCAACUAAACAUGGAUGGCGACAACCCAAAGAAUGACUUACUCUCUCAUCACCUCCAAAGGAACCUCAUGUUUUUGGACAAUCAGAUGAAGGAAAAUGACCCUUUAAUCGUCAUGACUCACUCUUUGAUUGAGAACUCUGCCCCGCGGCCUCAACUUUACCAGCAAUUGAGUCAAGACGAUUACAGAGAACACGCCUACACAUGUAUGCCGGGAGAGGUGGACACUGAUACUAAACUAAGCAGGUUGUGUGAGCAGGAUAAAGUGGUGAGAACACAGGAGGACAAACUUCAGCAGCUCUACAGAGAGAAGCACACCCUGGAGACAGCGCUGCUCUCAGCCAGUCAGGAGAUAGAGAUAGGCGCUGAUAACCCGGCUGCCAUGCAGAGUGUCAUCCAGCAGAGAGACUUACUGCAGAGCGGUCUGCUCAGCACCUGCAGAGAGCUGUCCAGAAUCACCGCUGAGCUGGAACGCUCAAUGAGGGAAUAUGACAAGCUGGAAGGAGAUGUGAAUCAGUCCAAGAACAAUCUGCUGGAGCAGUUAGAAGCACUGGGAAGCCCUCAGACGGAACCUCCCAGUCAGCAGCAUGUCCACAUCCAGAAAGAGCUGUGGAGGAUUCAGGAUGUAAUGGAAGCCCUUAAUAAAAGCAAAGCUCAGAGAAAUGCUGUUGAUGGGAUGGGGUUCUAUGGACCCAAGAACAACUUCAGUAAGCUCAUAAAUGAGGACGAGGACACGGUUCCCCCAAGGCCACCUCUGCCUCAGUCUUACCAGCCCGACCUCCCUACUGGGCCUCCUGUGCCCUCUCAUGCUGGUGCACGGCCUUCAUCACUCCACAGGGUGGAGGACAGGAAGGUCAAUCACAGGAAUGGCACACACAGUAGUCCAGACUACAGGCUGUAUAAGAGUGAACCUGAACUCACCACGGUCGCCGAAGUAGAUGAAAAUAAUGGCGAGGACCGAUCAGAACAUCCGUCUGACAGGGAACAUUCUGGAAACAAAGGAAUAUCCUAUCCUGUUGGGAUUGUCCCUCCCAGAACCAAAUCUCCAGUGCCUGAAUCCUGCUCCAUAGCUUCAUAUGUUACAUUAAGGAAGACCAAGAAGCUUGACCUGAUGACGGAGCGUCCACGUAGUGCAGUGGAGCAGCAGAUGUGUGCUGCCGAGAGCGGCCGGCCCAGGAUGAGUGUGGAGGAGCAGCUGGAGAGGAUCCGCCGUCACCAGCAGGGCGCCCUAAAGGAGAAGAAAAAGGGCCUCAACAUCCGGGGUAGCGGCCACGAGAACCCACCCUCCCGCAGUCAAUCAUUUAACAGAGACACUCGCAGCGUGCAGUCCCACAUGAGACGCAGAGAUGUGGUGAUGAGCAGUGACAUUCUGGAGCUCGAGGCGUCUCUCAGGCAGCAGGACGUGGUGAGAGAGCAGGAGACGCCGGCUGAGGAGAUCGCACGUCUCAAAGAAGCAUCUCACGCUGACAACUUUAAUGUGGACCGAGAGCUCUCUGUGCCUGACAAAGUGCUGAUUCCUGAGCGUUACAUAGAGUCAGACCCCGAGGAGGCUCUGAGUCCUGAGCAGGAGGCUGAUAAGCAAAAGAAAGUCGACCGCAUCAAAGCCCUCAUAGCAAGAAACAGCAUGCAGAAUGUGUUGCCCAGCACGGCUCUAAGUCCAGAGGAGGAGACGGAGGAGGAGGUUACCGUACAGGAGAAGGAGAAGAUGAUAAAUAUCUCCUAUGAGCUGGCAGCUGAGGCCUCUAAACGCAGCAAACUGGUAGCAGUGAAAAGCCUGUCAUCAUCCUCUCCACCCCCUCCACAGUCGCCUAAUACGCCCCCUCAGCUCACUGACGGGUCUCACUUCAUCACAGGCUCUGGCCUCAGUAAAAAGCUACACAUGAAGGAAACAGCUGUGGAAAUAUCAAGACGCCCCUGAAAACUCACCCGGGGACAUCAGCACAAGCCCACAGAGGGUGAAACUGUCCACUCUUUCAGGGGGGUGUCUUAACCGAUGACUUCUCUGUACGCUCACUGUGACGUCUUCAGCUCCUGUGCCACCAACCACUCUGUCUGUGACAUUUCUCUGCACUUGCUUGGAGACAGCUUUAACAUUAUUAUUGUUGCAGUUCCCUUUUGAUUUCAUACCAGGCGUUUUAAGUUUUAUUAUUUAUAUGGUUUUAUGAGGUCCUUGUUUGAAUAUGGGCCGUUGAGUGUGAGUGUGUGUGUGUGUGUGUGUGUGUGUGUAUAAGAGGCUAAAAGACUGAGCUCUGUUUCUGGGUCUGUGAUGAAACAUUUUUGCCCUGUUUCUUCUUUUUUUUAAUCCCCAUUCAUUUUCCCAAAAGUUAUACAAAGACAUUGUCACAUUAUUUUAGUUGACAUAAAUCUUUUGUAAUUCACUGAACCAUUUAUUGUAAAGAAUAUUUUUCAUAUGAAACAUGAGUAUAUAAGAUAUAUACUAUACAAUGAGUGGAGGGGCCACUUAAUUGCCGCAGACUAACAUUAUUUGUAAUUUCUCUUGUUUCUGGAUUGUAAUUAUUUAAAAUGGGAUCCACUGAAAAUCCCUGUUGCAUUGUUUCUGACACUUAUGUGAAUGUUUUGGUUUAAAGCUAUAAUCUAUUAUUGGUUUCCAAAAUGUGUUCGUUGUUAAUCCUCUUCUUGUCAGGAUGACCAUUGAUAAAGUUGUCUCGGGGGGAAAGAAACAAAAAAAAAUUUAAAUUAAGAGUUUGCCAUUGCAGGCUAAGCUGCAGCCAUGGUUUAGUGUAUUUCUACACACGAGAUAAAAAGUGUUAAAGAAACCAAUUAUGGACUCUAUUUUUUUUAUCCUGAGAUAUAUUUAAAAUGGAAGGUAGAAAAAUGUCUUGAUUUUGAUUCUAUUUUACAAUACAUGGGUUUAAAAAAAAAAAGAUUAGCACAUGUAAAAAGCAAUAAAAUAUGUUUGUGGAUCCAAGAUUAAUCUUUGUUUGUAAAAAGUGUAAUUACCAGAGGUUUACUGUGUAUAUAAUGUACAUGGUAGAGCAGGAUGGGAGGAUGUAUCCGACAUAUGGUUACGUUCUAUAUUUGAUUUGAAAAUGUUCAUAACCCAUCUGUUUUAUAUCAUAUUGAAUAAAUGUUGACAUUUUUAA